GGUGGUGGGGGCGAGCUUGUACCUUCCAUGGGGUGAGGGUGGGGGCGGGUCCACGGGUUGGUCCCCAGCAGUGGCUUGGGUGGUCUGCCCCCACCCCCCACUUGGCGGUGCUGAGUAGAGGGAUUGUUUGCAGUACCCGUGCUUUGCUUCCUGACUCCUCAGAAGUGGCAGUUGGGUCUUUGGUCUUUUUGUAUCUUGCUCAUAGUUGGCCUCAACUGCCACAUGCAUGCAGUUAUUUUUAAUCCCUUAGUUUCUUUGUAUUUUGUUUGGAGGAGAUUUGUCCAGGUGCAAGCACUGCACCAAAAGGCCCCAGGUCCCAGCCUGUCUCAAUUUCUUUAAGGCUGAGCCUUGUGGUGGUUCACCCACAAAGUAGGAAAGGAGAUUAUUUCCCGAUUUAUGCUUUCCCUUUGCCAAGUGUUUGCUUGUGCUUGUCCUUAGUUUUUCCUGUCUCCUUGAUCACAAGCCCAAAGAUGACAUCUUCUAAGCAAUGAGAAGCGUUUUCGCUCUGCUCUGUCCCAACCAUAGCAUUCCACGUUCUACCUGUGGUUUUUCCCGUUUACUGAGUCAUUUGAGUCACAUGCUAUAGGGCGGUUUUGGCUUCCCAGACUUGGAACACUGACUGCUCUUGGAGGGGGUGUCAUCAGCCCUGCUCGAUCAUGGAGAAACAAGUCCCCUCACAGAGGACACUUAAGGAGUCACCUAGAAGGCGGACUGGCAGGGCUGUUUUCCUUGCUGAGCACAGUACCCUCAGCCCCUAACAAUAUCUGGUGUUCAGGGUCUGCAAAUCCUUUAAGCGCAUAAGCGUCUCUAUGGGGAACGAAGCCACAGCAAUCAAUUGACUCGUACAAGGGUUCGCGCUGACAAAAGGCGGCUCAUUUACCGAGUCACCCAACUGGGUCACUGUGCAAUGUGCACGCAAUAUGCGUAAGCAAUAAGCAAUAUGCGUAAACACGGCAGACACUGAAGCCAACCUUCAGGCCCGGGCCCGGUGGCGGCGGGAACAACAGGCGUCGAGUCCCCGGGAGGACGUCCCCGAGCUGAGGGCGGACGGCACGGGGCCGGGGACGGGGCCCCACGGCUUACAGGCGGACGCCACCCAGAGCCCGAGGGCCCCAAGCCCGUCUCCAAAGGCGGAGCACAGAAAACCAGUAAAGCACCCAUCCCCCGGCCCAGGCCAGCCCCGCCCACUCCGCCCACUCCGCCCACUUCGCCCACUUUCUCGGAAGCGCGCGCGCGCGCGGUGGGGGGGGAACCGGAAGUGACGGUAUUUCUGCGCGCCGCCCAGCACGUAUUUUUUGCGCGCUGCGCGCCGCUCGGGACUCACAGGCGUCCCGGCAUCUCCUCUGGUCCGGCGCUAUGGGCAAGAAGGGCAAGAAAGAGAAGAAGGGCCGCGGGGCGGAGAAGACGGCCGCCAAGAUGGAGAAGAAGGUGUCCAAGCGCUCGCGGAAGGAGGAGGAGGACCUCGAAGCCCUCAUAGCCCACUUCCAGGCUCUCGAUGCCAGAAAGACUCGGAUCGUGGAGACACCCUGCUCCCCACCUUCUCCAAGGUUAAAUGCCUCACUCUCCGCUCAUCCUGAGAAAGAUGAAUUAAUCCUUUUCGGAGACUUUUUUAUACAAUGAACUCUACAUCUACAACAUCAGGAAGGACGCCUGGACUAAAGUCGAAAUCCCCAACCCACCUCCGAGGCGUUGUGCUCACCAGGUAUGUGUCCGUGUGGCCAUCAGCCUCCCCUCCUCUCUCGCUGGGGCUCUGACUCAGGAUUGCAUGACAGGCCUUUAGAGCUGGCGAUGGCGGGCAGCCUGGUAUGGAGAGGCUGGACCUGGCACCUGGU
This is a messenger RNA of Physeter macrocephalus (sperm whale), 1832 nucleotides long. RefSeq names its product kelch domain-containing protein 4-like. The transcript is spliced from 4 exons. Gene Ontology annotation, molecular function: protein binding. The record is from RefSeq and is a predicted model, not a curated record. Lineage: Eukaryota; Metazoa; Chordata; Mammalia; Artiodactyla; Physeteridae. Bases 1357 to 1620 code for a protein of 87 amino acids.